This is a messenger RNA of Orcinus orca (killer whale), 1482 nucleotides long. RefSeq names its product TNF receptor superfamily member 17 (gene TNFRSF17). Lineage: Eukaryota; Metazoa; Chordata; Mammalia; Artiodactyla; Delphinidae. Gene Ontology annotation, biological process: tumor necrosis factor-mediated signaling pathway. Gene Ontology annotation, molecular function: signaling receptor activity. The transcript has 3 exons. Bases 543 to 1259 code for a protein of 238 amino acids. The record is from RefSeq and is a predicted model, not a curated record.
AAAUUUCAACAAUGGAGCAUAGAUAUUAAUAAUAUAUUAAUAUUCAUAUAUUAUUAUUAUGUCCCAAACCUAUCUUCCCCCCAACCCUCUUGCCAAUUUAACUUUUACCCUAGAAAUUCCUAUUUGUCGGAAUUCUGGGACUCUUCCUAGGUUUAAAACCUGGUAGGCAUGCUUCGUAUUCCUUCCCUCUCAUAUUCUAUCUUCCUACUACACUUUGUGGUUAUUCGAGUGAAUUUCUAUCUCCUCUGUUAGAUUUUUAGUUCUUAAGGGACACAGACCUUGUCUUAUCUCUCUCCCUGGGGCCCAUCACACAGCACAGCUCACAAACAGAUGCUCCCAAAAUGGUUACUGAACCUUCUGCUUGAUGCCUCAGGCUUGUCGACAUCCUGCAACUGUCACCUGCCUGAGAAAUUUCCUCUAUAAAUAAGCAGUUUCUGUUUCAGGUAUAAACCAUAGCCCUUGCUACAUAUGCCCCAUCUCUUACCCCACCCAGGCCUCAAACUUAGAAACUGGAAUUAGUGUUGGUAUUCAAAUCCUUAGCCAUGGUACCAAGAGUCAGCCCCCAUAAGAACCAAGUCAUUGAUGUGAAGUUCUUUUUUUCCCUCGACAUUCUAGCAGCUGUCAUUACAUUUGCUGGGGAAUUCUCGACGAGAUUUUACUUGUCCUCCCAUGCUGUUCUUUCUGUGGUUUCCUUGUUUCUUUUUGCGAUCCGGUUCCAGAUGGCUCAACAGUGCUUCCAAAAUGAAUAUUUUGACAGACUGCUGAAUGCUUGCAAACCGUGUCACCUUCGAUGCCCUAAUACCCCUCCUCUAAUAUGUCAGCGUUAUUGUAAUACAAUGAAAGGAACAAAUGCAAUUCUCUGGACCUGUUUGGGCCUCAGCUUGAUCGUUUCUUUGACAGUUUUCGUGUUGAUGUUCUUGCUCAGGAAGAUGAGCUCCGAGCCAUUAAAGGACGAAUUUAAAAACACAGGACCGGCUCUCCAGAAGAAUGCGAACGCAGACCUGUAUGAGAGCGACGAUGGCGGGACUGGUGCGGAAACUCUUCUUUCGAGAGGCCUCGGGUACACAGUGGAAGAAUGUACGUGUGAAGACUGUGUCAGGAGCAAACCAAAGGUCGACUCUGACCAUUUCUUUCCACUCCCAGCCAUGGAGGAAGGUGCAACCAUUCUUGUCACCACAAAAACAAACGACUACUGCAACAGCCUGCUAGCUGCCUCGAGUGUCACGGGGAUGGAGAAAUCAGUUUUCCCAGCUAAUUAACCAUUUCAAUGGUAUAGAGCUACUUGGAAAAUCUUUUGUCAGAAGAAAAGGAUGAUGUGUCGGAUCUGUUUAGGAUGAUUGUACUUAUCAGUGGAUGAUAUGGCUUUUUGUUCUCUAAUUCUGGAAAAUCUUUGUUAGAUAUAUUUUUCUACCUUACUGUUGGGAGCUUAGCUGUGGAAACUUCCUUGGUUUCAUGAUUAAAUUGACUCACUGAAAAAAAAAA